Eupeodes corollae is the source of this 405-nucleotide messenger RNA. Its product is annotated as 40S ribosomal protein S14a-like. The record is from RefSeq and is a predicted model, not a curated record. Lineage: Eukaryota; Metazoa; Arthropoda; Insecta; Diptera; Syrphidae. Gene Ontology annotation, biological process: translation; maturation of SSU-rRNA from tricistronic rRNA transcript (SSU-rRNA, 5.8S rRNA, LSU-rRNA); ribosomal small subunit assembly. Gene Ontology annotation, cellular component: cytosolic small ribosomal subunit; ribosome. The coding region runs from base 37 to 405 and encodes 122 amino acids. The transcript has a single exon. Gene Ontology annotation, molecular function: small ribosomal subunit rRNA binding; structural constituent of ribosome; mRNA 5'-UTR binding.
UGAUUGGGUUGUGUUUUUUAAGAGAAUUCAAUUAAUAUGACACCAAGGAAGAACAACGUUCAAAAAGAGGAAGUCCAGGUUUCGCUAGGACCCCAAGUGCGCGAUGGUGAGCACGUAUUUGGUGUUGCUCACAUCUAUGCCAGUUUCAACGACACCUUCGUACAUGUUACUGAUUUGUCCGGCCGUGAAACCAUUGCCCGUGUCAACGGAGGAAUGAAGUUCAAGGCUGAUCGUGAUGAAGCUUCACCCUACGCUGCUAUGUUGGCCGCUCAAGAUGAUGCUGAGAAGUACAAGACUCUAAGAAUCACUGCCCUGCACAUCAAGCUCCGUGCCACUGGUGGCAACAAGACAAAGACCCCAGGACCAGGUGCCCAAUCAGCACUCCGUGCUGAUUCGAAGAUGUGA